AUGUCUGAAAAUGAUAAGCAAGAAGCAAAUCAGGAACGGUGUUUAAAUAAGCGAAAAUUCGAGAGUGAAGAUGAAAAUGAAGAACCUUUGAAAAGGGAAAGAAUCUCUCCUGUGUCGGAGGCUACAUCACGAAAUGAAAUAACUCAUAGUCGUAAAAGUAUUGAAGAAGCGAUCAAAGCAUUGGAUAGAAUUCAGUAUGAACUGAACAUGGGAAAUGUUCUUGCUGAUAGUCCGGAGAACAGUGAUCAAGAUACGCCACCAGAAUCCGAAGACGAAACAACUCCUGAUGAUAUGUUGAACCACGCUCAUGCCAUGGGUUUCGCUGCUUGUGUUCGUGAAACAUUUCGCUUUUUAGAUUCAUGUGGAAUCUCUGAAAACGACCCCAUCUACAAGCAGUUGAAAAGCCGUUUCGUUGGAACAACCAACUAA
Messenger RNA from Clunio marinus, 429 nucleotides. NCBI's taxonomy places the organism in Eukaryota, Metazoa, Arthropoda, Insecta, Diptera, Chironomidae. The record is from the annotation of a GenBank genome assembly.